GGCUAUCUGGUUUGACCGUCAUCCAGUAAUGGGGCUUUGCCAGCAUCUGUCACUGUUGCCUUUGGCUGUCUGUAAGGAGAAAGAGGAGAGAGGAAACUGAACUGAGUUUCUGCUUUCAUAGCACUACUGGGCUCAAUGAAGAUUAGUCCUCAGGGAGGAAGCCUUCAGGUCAGAUCCAGCAUAAAUCCUCUGAAUCCUGUGCUCUAAAGUGAUUGUUGUCUUCAGCAAAAGGAACUUACCUUCAACUCUGGGAGACAACCAAGGGCAACAACAAUAACAUACAUUGUUUGGGGGAAUCUUUUGAACUCUUCUGACCAAUGCUCAAAAGGAAGAUUCUCAUCCCUGGUUGUAGAGAUAAUCCUCCUGGCGGAUGAAUAGACAGAGAUGUCCAUCACUCAACUCCUCCACAAAGAAGAGCUGAAGAUGCACAACUGUGUUCAGAGAGGUCAGUCACACACCCGUUUUGGUAUAUAGUAAAGUGACAUGCAAGGAGCUGACAGUGAUGCCGCUGCAGGCCGUAAAAUGAAAAGAAGCUCGUCAAGAGAGAGGAAAGAAAACAAAGUGAAGCUGUUUCUUUCUUACCUUGUGUAUUCAUCAGAUCGUCUUGAAAUUUAACUAAAAAUAUGACAGCUCUUUCUUCAAAGAACUGUACCUCUCAAUACCAGUUUCAUCAGUCUCAGCAGCCCCUCGAUGCCUCCUGUCUGUUGUUCUUGAUCAUACUUGCGAAAGUGUUAUUAAAUAUCCUCAUCCUAAGAGUGAGAAGGAAAGACACCUGUUGGACUUUUAUGGAGUAUUUCUGCUUUUCAGUAGCAUUUGUUGAUCUCCUGCUGCUGGUGAACAUUUCCAUUCUGACCUACUUCAGGGACUUCGUAGUUCUAGGUAUUAGGUUUACUAAAUACCACAUCUGUCUGCUCACACAAAUCAUUUCCUUCACUUACGGCUACUUGCAUUAUCCAGUGUGCUCACUGGCCUGUAUAGACUACUGGUGUAAUCUGUCCAGAGCCACCCAGCAUUCAUUUAGGUGGCAAAAGUUACUCUAUUUCUUGACAGUCAUUUUAACUUGGAUCUCAGUACUAGCUUACGUUUUGGGUGAACCGACCAUCUCAGUAAGCCUAAAGACACACAGGGCUUAUGUGUACCAGUGUCCCUCCUAUGUCAGCACUCAGAGUCAUUGGCUGUCACUAUCUAUGCUGAUGGUUUUAUUUGUGGCCUUUCUGAUUUCAUGGCAAGGAGUUGUUGCCUUGUUACAGGCUAUGAGGAUAGCAUCCUAUAAGAACAAGGCCGUCCUCUAUUUUCCUUUCCCACCGCACUCCGGUUACACUGUGAGCUCCAGAAAAGUGCUCUUGCCCAGGCUCAUCGUGUGCUUUCUUGGUACCUGGUUCCCCUUUGUGGCACUUCAGGUCCUCGUCAUCUCACUCAGAGUCCAGAUCCCAGCAUACAUCGACAUGAAUGUCCCCUGGCUGUACUUUGUCAACAGUUUUCUCAUUGCCGCAGUGUAUUGGUUUAACAGCCACAAGCUUUAUUUAAGAGGCAGCACGUUACCUGUGGAUCCUUUCAUCAACUGGAAAUGCUGCUUUGUUCCAGUCCAUAGACUUAAGCAAGUGGAGAGGCCCAUGGCCGUCAUCAUCUGCUAACAUGCUGUGCUGGAGGAACUCCAGAAGCACCGAGCUCCAUCUUCCAAGGACAAAGGUGGCUCGGGACAUGGAACGGAAGCUCUUGCUCCCCUAACUUUUAUCUUUUCAGCACAGCCUCUGUGGGGUGGAUAUCAAAUAUUGCUAAGGACACACGAACACAGCAGAGUUUUUAUGUCUGCUCGUCAACAUUGUGUAUUUACUGUUAAUCCAAAAGUAAAAUAUACACAUUAACAUGUGGCCAGUUUUAUGUUUUACUCCAAAAAAACCCUACUGGGUGCAAAAUGUUAAAUAAAUUUGAGAUUCUACUUGCCAACUUUAAGAUCUGAGCUUAAAUAUUUUAUAAACUUUAGAGCAAAAUAAAAGACUUAACGUGA
Molecule: messenger RNA, 2008 nt
Organism: Grammomys surdaster
Lineage: Eukaryota; Metazoa; Chordata; Mammalia; Rodentia; Muridae
Gene: Gpr160
Product: G protein-coupled receptor 160
Exons: 5
Coding region: 624-1634 (336 amino acids)
Cellular component (GO): signaling receptor complex; plasma membrane
Source: RefSeq, a predicted model, not a curated record